GCAGGAUGCAAGUAACCCUACCACUUGAAUUUUAUUUUGGCAUGGCGAUAUUACGAGCCAACAUGGGAUUAUGACAUAGCGUGAUGCGAUAAGUCAGAUAGUUUGCCAAUCCAAAUCUUUGCCUUUAUAUAUAUGCCAACUCUCUCUUCUUCUUCUUAUCCUUCUGUAUUUCUACGUCAAAAUGGUUAUCCAGUCUAUUGUCAAACACUUUGAAAAGCAGCUUUUGAAUCUCCUGAAAUAGUUUUUCUUGUUUCUCUUUAACUUCAAUCUAAUCACUUUCUUCUUCUUCUUCUUCUUCUUCUUCUUUUUCAUUCUUUCACGCAUGGCUGACAAUAACCUAAGAAUCAUUAUUGAAAGAAACCCUUCAGAAUCAAGGCUUUCCGAAUUAAACAUCAAGUGUUGGCCCAAAUGGGGUUGCUCUCCGGGGAAGUACCAGCUUAAGUUUGAUGCAGAAGAAACUUGCUACCUGUUGAAAGGGAAGGUGAAAGUAUACCCAAAAGGUUCAUCAGAGAUUGUAGAGUUUGGUGCUGGAGAUCUUGUCAUUAUCCCAAAAGGACUCAGUUGCACGUGGGACGUUUCUGUUGCCGUUGAUAAAUACUACAAAUUUGAGUCAACUUCUUCUUCUUCUUCAUCAUCGACUUGAUAUUCUUUCUUAUUUCUACUCUUAUCAUUAAUAUCUUAUUGAUGCUCUGAUUUGAUUUGAUUUUGUUAAUUUCAGUUAUUCUUUCACAUUUAAUAAUAUCAAUGAAUUAAUUA
Molecule: messenger RNA, 756 nt
Organism: Mangifera indica (mango)
Lineage: Eukaryota; Viridiplantae; Streptophyta; Magnoliopsida; Sapindales; Anacardiaceae
Exons: 2
Coding region: 323-643 (106 amino acids)
Source: RefSeq, a predicted model, not a curated record